Messenger RNA from Vigna radiata var. radiata (mung bean), 1506 nucleotides. RefSeq names its product lectin-like protein LEC. Lineage: Eukaryota; Viridiplantae; Streptophyta; Magnoliopsida; Fabales; Fabaceae. The coding region runs from base 233 to 1279 and encodes 348 amino acids. Gene Ontology annotation, molecular function: carbohydrate binding. The transcript has a single exon. The record is from RefSeq and is a predicted model, not a curated record.
AUUAUAUUCCCUUGGUCAUCCGCCACUCAGAAAAAGCGAACCACCAAGUUGCAGAAUCCAGUAAAAUGUAUUAAAUUUUGCUUUCUUUCUUCAUCUGCUUUCUUCUUCAAUCUGCCCCUAAAAAUCACAGAUUCUACCUUUUGAUGCUAAUGGGAUCAACCCACCAACCCUAGAGUCUCACGCCAGCAAGAUUAAUUCAUUCAUCUCAAACCAAAAACCACCCACUUCAAUUAUGGCAGCACCUUCUACUUCCAAUUACUUCAGGGUCUUCACUUUCUCCAUUUUAUUCUUCAAAACCCUAGCAUUUGACCCGAUUCCUUUGUUUUCUUACGCUGAAUUUGGUAAAGAUCUGAAAUUUAAGCCCAACGUGGCCCUUUUUGGUAAUGCAAAAGUUGUCAAUGACGGGUCUGGGAUUCAUUUCUCUGGUUCUGGGAGUUCAGACACUGGGAGAGUCAUGUACAAGAAACCCAUCAAGCUUUUUCAAGGUAAGCCAAGACAAUUAGUGUCAAUUUCUACUUACUUUGCAUUUUCAAUCUCAGUGGACAUGGGAGGUGGUUUGGCUUUUGUUAUGGUUCCAAAGGGUUCUGUAAGUGAUGUGUUUUAUCAAAGUUCUUCUGGGUUAAAUGAUAGAAAUUAUGAAGUUAUUGGUGUUGAGUUUAGUGCUUCAGGGGGUGGUAGAAAUGGGGUUUCUUCUGCUUGUAAUGUGACCAUUAAUGUUGGUGGUUCAGUUGUUGCUAAAAUAAGUAACAAAUUGGCUUUAACAAGUGGAGAAAAGUUGCAUGCUUGGAUUGACUAUGAAGCUAGUUCUAGGCGCUUAGAAGUUAGAUUGAGUCAGCAUGGAAAAUCAAGGCCUUCUGUUCCACUGCUAUGGCGCUCAAUUGACUUGUCAAAUGUGUUGAAGGAGAAUGAAAUGUUUGCGGGUAUUAGUUCUGUGAAGGGGAAUGAUUCUCAAGCAUGUUUUCUCUAUUCAUGGAGCUUUGUUCUGAGGAGUUUUCCACAUUCAAUGCAUUCAGAGCCUCUGGAUCCAAAGGUGUUUGUUAAAAGCACUGAAAGUCCGGUGGUUAAACAAAGGAGUGAUUGCUUCUUAAGAGUUCUUGCUGCAAUGAUAUUUGGUACUGGAUGUGGAGCUUUGACAGCAUUUAUCGUGCUUUACUUAUGGACCAUCUUUGGUAAUAAACGUGCAGUAGUGCCAGAGGAGACUGUUAUGCAACCUGUAGAUGUUGAGUAUAGGAAAGUCAAAAUUGUUGUAGAUAAAACCAUCCAAGACAGUAAGAAUUAGAACCUCGUGAGGGAAGAGGUUGGAAGCUUGUGUUUAUAAAUUAGUUUGUCUUGUAUUUAGGUUUUGCUCUAUUGUAGCAGUCUUGGUAAAGAUUGCUUACUUUUGGUUUUCCUGACGUCUAUUGUUUAUCCAACUGUGUUAAAGAUUGCUUAGUUUUUUGAAAAAUGCCCAAUUUAAGGUUAUUAAUGAACUAUAUGAUGUUGCUUACAUUGAUUUUGUUGUAUGAA